Messenger RNA from Colossoma macropomum (tambaqui), 1300 nucleotides. Its product is annotated as cathepsin L1-like. The coding region runs from base 57 to 1073 and encodes 338 amino acids. Gene Ontology annotation, cellular component: lysosome. Gene Ontology annotation, biological process: immune response. The transcript has 8 exons. The record is from RefSeq and is a predicted model, not a curated record. Gene Ontology annotation, molecular function: cysteine-type endopeptidase activity. Lineage: Eukaryota; Metazoa; Chordata; Actinopteri; Characiformes; Serrasalmidae.
UGUAAAUACAGUAGUAGUUGACUUUUCGCCCUGACCUGUAAGCAGCCUGGGCAGUCAUGUUGCUGAGUGUGGCCUCCGUCCUUGCUCUGUGCAUGAGCACCGCAUUUACUGCUCCGAGUUUGGACCGGCAGCUAGAUGACCACUGGAAGCUCUGGAAGUCCUGGCACAGUAAAAACUACCAUGAGAAAGAGGAGGGCUGGAGGAGGAUGGUGUGGGAGAAGAACCUGAAAAAAAUUGAGCUUCACAACCUUGAGUUCUCCAUGGGCAAGCACACCUUCCGUUUGGGCAUGAAUCAGUUUGGUGACAUGACCAAUGAGGAAUUCAGGCAGGUGAUGAAUGGCUACAAAAACAAGGCCGACAGGAAGUCCAGUGGUUCCCUGUUCUUGGAGCCUAACUUCUUGGAGGUGCCCAGGCAGGUGGACUGGAGAGAGAAGGGCUUUGUCACUCCAGUGAAAGAUCAGGGUCAGUGUGGUUCAUGCUGGGCCUUCAGUACUACAGGAGCUUUGGAGGGCCAGCACUUCCGAAAAACGGGCAAGCUGGUCUCCCUGAGUGAGCAGAAUCUGAUGGAUUGCUCUCGGCCACAGGGAAACGCAGGCUGCAAUGGCGGUCUCGCCAUCCAGGGCUUCCAGUAUGUCAUGGACAACAAUGGAAUUGAUUCGGAGGAGUCUUACCCUUAUCAUGCAAAAGACGAUGACACAUGCCAUUACGACCCUCGGUUCAACUCUGCUAAUGUCACCGGAUUUGUGAACAUCCCCAGUGGUAACGAGCGUGCUCUGAUGAAGGCUGUGGCUGCUGUUGGCCCUGUUUCAGUUGCCAUUGAUGCUUGUCAUGAAUCCUUCCAGUUUUACCAGUCUGGGAUCUACUAUGAGAAGGAGUGCAGCAGAGAGGACCUGGAUCAUGGUGUUGUGGUGGUUGGGUAUGGCUAUGAAGGAGCAGAUGAAGAUGGAAAGAAGUACUGGAUUGUGAAGAACAGCUGGAGUGCGAAGUGGGGAAACAAAGGCUAUAUCUACAUAGCCAAGGAUCGGCAGAACCACUGUGGCAUUGCAACUUCAGCCAGCUAUCCCUUGAUGUAAAGCAGCAGGACUGUAUUUGGAAUAUUCUUGCUGCAGUGAAGAAGCCCUGACUGCAGCCUCAACUCCUUUUGGCCUGGAGUGGUUUUGAGAACUGUUUUUAGGGACUUUUGGGGGAAAACUCAAUCUUUUUAUUCUUGUUUCUUAAUUUUAAUCUUAUUUUAUUAAAUGUUAUUUAUAAAUAAGCUUAACUUUUCUCUUCAUCUUUUGUUUGCCUGCUUCUUGUCUUG